AUGAGCAAAAGAGCCUUAAAAUUAUCGGAAGAAGGCGCACAUUUGAGUGCAAAACAAUCUAAAAAACAUUGGUCAUUAGGCUUAUUAGAUUCCAUGAAAGAUCCGGACUUGAUUUAUAAAGAAACUGAACGUGUUGUGAUUAUUCGGGAUAAAUAUCCCAAAGCAAAAAUACAUUACCUUGUGUUACCUAAAGAUAAUAUUACUAAUAUUUAUAAAUUGGAAAAAGAACAUGUGUCUCUGCUAGAAGAAUUUGGUGAAUUAUUUAAAAGCAUUCAGGCCGAGUAUAAAAGUCACAUACUUAAUGCCGGCUUUCAUGCCGCGCCCAGCAUGCUAAGACUUCAUAUGCAUAUUAUUAGUAAGGAUAUGGUGUCACCAUGCUUAAAAACGAAAGUACAUUGGAAUAGUUUCACUACAACAUUUUUUAAGCCAUAUAAAGAUAUCUUGGAAGAAUUAAAAGAAAAUGGAUUUAUUAAAAAAAUGGAAAAUGAUGUUCAUAAAAGUUUAAUGGCUACACCUCUCAAGUGUAAUCAGUGUAAUUAUGUACCUAAAAAUAUGCCACAACUUAAAGAUCAUUUACUAAGUCAUGAGUAA
Parnassius apollo (apollo) is the source of this 591-nucleotide messenger RNA. The record is from the annotation of a GenBank genome assembly. Lineage: Eukaryota; Metazoa; Arthropoda; Insecta; Lepidoptera; Papilionidae.